AUUUAGAGGAGGAGUCGCUCAAAAUGGCGAACACGAUAUAGGCCUUGUUGCAUAAAAUGUGCGCCUAGGCUUAAGACCGGUUGCACUUUUUGUAUGACUCCCACCUAUUUUUUUUUCCAUUCUAUUUGCAACGAAAAUUCAUGUAAAAAUUUGUAUUCGAUACUUACCGAAUAGUUAUAAUGAUUAUGUUCAUCAAUCAUAUUGUUGAUGUGUAGCUGAAUUUUCCUCAACUCUGAAUGGAAAAUAGAAGGUAGCAGAAUCUUGAAGAAAUCAGCAAUGAAAAAUUAAUCAGAUGCUAAUAAACCCCUUUAGUUAGAUGGGUUACCGGAUCUUCUUUGCUUUACUUCUCCUUUGCUUUUCGCCAUCAAUCUUAUGGAUCCAAGCAUUUUCUCCCGCGCAACAAGCUCAGCCUCAGGAUCUUUCAGGUCAUACACAUAGAAGAAGAAUUUUGCAACAUGAAGAGCAUGCUAAUGAGAUACAUUGUUCAAGAGAGAGGAGCAGAGCAGCAUGGAAGGUUAUUGAUGAGUAUCUCAUGCCUUUUGUGGAGAAAGAGAAGUAUCAAAUAUCAAACAAGUGCAGACUUCACCCAGAUAAUGACAUGUUCAGGGAUCAGGAACAACACAAGAUAAAUGCUGACAUUAAUGAGUGGAAAUGUGACUACUGUAAAAAGAGCUUUUAUGCAGAAAAGUAUCUCGAUAAGCAUUUCGAGAACAGACAUUACAAUUUACUAAAUGCAACUCAGAGCAACUGUCUGGCGGACUUGUGUGGAGCAUUACACUGUGACCGUGUGAUGGAUUUGCAACCUCGAAAGACCAAGUGUAAUCCAGCUGCAGCUGUUAGAAAUCGUCAUUUAUGUGAGAGUCUCGCUGAUACUUGUUUUCCAGUGACCGGAGGUGCAUCAGCCAGUCGUCUCCAUGAAUUCUUCUUGCAUCAGUUCUGUGAGGCACACACUUGUUCUGGAGGGAAAAAUCCGUUCUCCAGAGGUGGCAAGCGACGGACAAGUAUUUUUUAUAUUGUCAUCUCAGUUUUGAUCCUAAUGCUGCUCGCAUUGUUCUAUGCUUUUGUAUAUUUGUACCAGAGGGGAUUGAAAACGAGCACUCGAGAUCUUAAACGAAUUUCACACACUGGGCGUAAGAAGAAGCCUUCAUGAGUCACGAGUCGGGAACAUGCACGAAGUUUUAGUUGGGCAUUCUUUCAUGUUUUGAGGUUUGAAUUCAUUAUUUUGUAAUCGUAUUAUUGUAGUGUUAGUAAUAUGAUACUCUCUUAUCUUCCUUUCAUUUUUGGGGGAAAAGAGGAAGAAAAGGGGAGGGCUUAUAGACAAGAACUUGUUUCUAGCCCGUUCUGGACGAGAACUUUAUUGGUAAAUUUUCAUGAUAACUUGUCAUUUGAUGAAGUAUUAUUUUGGCUCGUUGAGUGAACAACCUUUGUUUAAAGGUUUGUGGAGUGGUUACGAUAAAAGAUUUUCAUUUUGGAUCAAUUCCAUAUUACCCUCUAGUGUAGGUAUUUCCAUUGACGAUGUACUAAACUUGUGGAGCUCGAUCAUUUUGAAUGUUGUCAAAAACGGGAGAACAUUGGAAUAUAUUCAUGUCGUUGCAAGACCCAAGUGUCCCAAGAAAAAGCAUACCACUCCAUAUGUUUGUGGAGCUGUUACGAUAAUGGAUUUCCAUUUUGGAUCAGUUCCAUAUGUGAGAAAGUACCUCCAUUGUAGGUAUUUCCAUUGAUGCUAAACUAAACUUGUGGUGCUCGAUAAUUUCAAAUGUCGUCGAAAAUGGGAGAACAUCGGAAUGCAUUUAUGUCGUUGCAAGACUCUGUUAUUCCUAGAAAAAAUAUACCAUUCCAAAAA
This is a messenger RNA of Amaranthus tricolor (Joseph's coat), 1843 nucleotides long. RefSeq lists its product as uncharacterized. NCBI's taxonomy places the organism in Eukaryota, Viridiplantae, Streptophyta, Magnoliopsida, Caryophyllales, Amaranthaceae. The coding region runs from base 317 to 1150 and encodes 277 amino acids. The transcript is spliced from 9 exons. The record is from RefSeq and is a predicted model, not a curated record.